AUGGCUCACAUCCGCUUUGCUGUUCUACUACGAGUCUUGUUGCUGCUCUCUCUCUGCUCUCUCUGCCACGCCCAGUUCAACCUCAAGGCGACAACUGAAGACCGCGGGGUUGGCAACAAGACCAUCUGCAUAUCUGGAGGCAAAGGCGUCUUGCUUUUUCCGCCGGGAAAUUCGUGUGUCUUCACUUUUCGUGGCGGCAUUCUCACGUUGUACUCCACCCACGGCAUUCUCUUCAAUGAGGGCGAGCAGUUGGCCGAGUCGGACAACUUUCGGGGCUCCCAGAUUUUGUUCAAGAACUCCGUGCUUGAUCCCCCGAACGACUGGCAGUUCACAGCGUGUCCAGAGUCCGACAACGGCUGGUCGGUCUGGAUGGACGCCAACUGCGACGGAGGAGUGACAUUCGAAGCCAUUCUUACUCCAUUGGACGAUGAUGCAUUGAGGGCCUUGGAGGAGAGUGCCAGUGAAACCACGGAAGCGAACGAAUCUACCAAAUCAUCAACAGACGAACAACCAUCGGAAUCCACCUCUGAAGCCACCUCAGAAGCCACUUCCGAUUCCACCACUUCCGAUGCAAACGCCUCCUCGGUAUCCAAGUCUGCAUCCACAAAAACAGUCACGGAGAUUGUCACCAUCACAGGGGAAGACAGCAGCCAAGUCUCCGAGGUCACCACCACCAGAACAAUCACCCAGGACCUACCAACUCCGGGGGUAGUCACAGUCACCCAUCAUGUUACGUCGUACGUGGUUGGAGGAGGCAAUGCUGCCUCCAAUGUAACGCCCGGUGCUCAGAACGCAACUCCUGACGUCCCAAAAGGCUCUCCUCUAUCAGCUGCUUCUCCUGCUGACCCUACUUCUGACCCGGGCUCUGAAUCCCCAGCUUGGAACGUAGGAGCUCUUCCUUCAGGUGAGAACGGUGUCCAUCGUACUCCGGACUCGGGAACCCAGGAAGGGGCACAAUCAGGAGCCCCAGAACACACAAUCUGGUGGUCCCAGCCAUCUUCUCCUUGGUGGACGCAACAAACUGGACCUUGGUGGACUCCCGAGAGUCUUAGUCAUACUGCCUCUAACACUGCCUCUUCCGGUACAAGCACCCCUUCUGCAUCCGUUACAGCCCAGGAAAAUGGCUCUGAGCGAACCCUAAGCCCACUAAAACCCGUCCUAGAGACCCUCCUGGCUCUCCUGACGGUCCAUAUCACGUUCUUUUACAUCUAUUAG
This is a messenger RNA of Yarrowia lipolytica CLIB122, 1215 nucleotides long. RefSeq lists its product as uncharacterized. Lineage: Eukaryota; Fungi; Ascomycota; Dipodascomycetes; Dipodascales. The record is from RefSeq and is a predicted model, not a curated record.